Molecule: messenger RNA, 7572 nt
Organism: Microtus oregoni (creeping vole)
Lineage: Eukaryota; Metazoa; Chordata; Mammalia; Rodentia; Cricetidae
Gene: Xpr1
Product: xenotropic and polytropic retrovirus receptor 1
Exons: 15
Coding region: 165-2255 (696 amino acids)
Biological process (GO): cellular response to phosphate starvation; phosphate ion transport
Cellular component (GO): plasma membrane; Golgi apparatus; cytoplasm
Molecular function (GO): inositol hexakisphosphate binding
Source: RefSeq, a predicted model, not a curated record
UGGCGGGAGGGCGGCUCUGAGGAGACCUCGGCGGCGGCGGAGGAGGAGAGAAGCGCAGCUCCGCGCAGCGCCGGGGCCCAUGUGGGGAGGAGUCGGAGUCGCAGUUGCCGCCGCCGCCGCCUGUAGCUGCCGGAGCCGGGUGGGAGUGAGGGGGACACGGCAGGAUGAAGUUCGCCGAGCACCUCUCCGCGCACAUCACUCCCGAGUGGAGGAAGCAGUACAUCCAGUAUGAGGCAUUCAAGGAUAUGUUGUAUUCAGCUCAGGACCAGGCACCUUCUGUCGAAGUUACAGAUGAGGAUACAGUUAAGAGAUAUUUUGCCAAGUUUGAAGAGAAGUUUUUCCAAACCUGUGAAAAGGAACUUGCCAAAAUCAACACAUUUUAUUCAGAGAAGCUGGCAGAGGCUCAGCGCAGGUUUGCUACACUUCAGAAUGAGCUUCAGUCUUCACUGGAUGCACAGAAAGAAAGCAUUGGUGUCACUACAUUGCGACAACGCAGAAAGCCAGUCUUCCACCUGUCCCAUGAGGAGCGUGUCCAACAUAGGAAUAUUAAAGACCUUAAGUUGGCCUUCAGCGAGUUCUACCUCAGCCUCAUUCUGCUGCAGAACUAUCAGAAUCUGAAUUUUACAGGGUUUCGAAAAAUCCUUAAAAAGCACGACAAGAUUCUGGAAACAUCUCGUGGGGCAGAUUGGCGAGUGGCUCAUGUAGAGGUGGCCCCAUUUUAUACAUGCAAGAAAAUCAACCAGCUCAUUUCUGAGACUGAGGCUGUAGUAACCAAUGAACUUGAAGAUGGUGACAGACAAAAGGCUAUGAAGCGAUUGCGUGUCCCUCCUUUGGGAGCGGCUCAGCCUGCGCCAGCAUGGACUACUUUUAGAGUUGGCCUAUUUUGUGGAAUAUUCCUUGUGUUAAAUAUUACCCUCGUGCUUGCAGCCGUAUUUAAACUUGAAACAGAUAGAACUGUAUGGCCCUUGAUAAGAAUCUAUCGGGGUGGCUUUCUUCUGAUUGAAUUCCUCUUUCUACUGGGCAUCAACACGUACGGUUGGAGACAGGCUGGAGUAAAUCAUGUCCUCAUCUUUGAACUUAAUCCAAGAAACAAUUUGUCUCAUCAGCAUCUCUUUGAGAUUGCUGGAUUCCUGGGGAUAUUAUGGUGCCUGAGCCUUCUGGCAUGCUUUUUCGCUCCAAUUAGUAUCAUCCCUAUAUAUGUGUACCCACUUGCCCUUUAUGGAUUUAUGGUCUUCUUUCUUAUCAACCCCACCAAAACUUUCUACUAUAAAUCCAGAUUUUGGCUGCUUAAACUUCUGUUUCGAGUAUUUACAGCUCCCUUCCAUAAGGUAGGCUUUGCUGAUUUCUGGCUGGCCGAUCAGCUGAACAGCCUGUCAGUGAUACUCAUGGACCUGGAAUAUAUGAUCUGCUUCUACAGUUUUGAGCUCAAAUGGGAUGAGAGUAAGGGCCUGUUGCCAAAUGAUCUACAAGAACCAGAAUUUUGCCACAAAUAUACAUAUGGAGUGCGAGCCAUUGUUCAGUGUAUUCCUGCUUGGCUUCGCUUCAUCCAGUGCCUGCGCCGGUACCGUGACACAAAAAGGGCCUUUCCUCAUUUAGUAAAUGCUGGCAAAUACUCCACCACUUUCUUCACCGUGACCUUUGCAGCCCUGUACAGUACUCACAAAGAACGACAGCACUCAGACACUGAGGUGUUCUUUUACCUGUGGGUUGUCUUCUGUGUCAUCAGCUCCUGCUAUACCCUCAUUUGGGAUCUCAAGAUGGACUGGGGUCUCUUUGAUAAGAACGCAGGAGAAAACACUUUUCUCCGGGAAGAAAUUGUAUACCCCCAAAAGGCUUAUUACUACUGUGCCAUCAUAGAAGAUGUGAUACUGCGCUUUGCUUGGACUAUCCAAAUCUCUAUUACUGCUACGACUUUUCAGCCUCAUGUUGGGGACAUCAUUGCUACUGUCUUUGCCCCCCUUGAGGUUUUCCGGCGAUUUGUAUGGAACUUCUUCCGCCUGGAGAACGAGCAUCUGAAUAACUGUGGUGAAUUUCGUGCCGUGCGGGACAUCUCUGUGGCCCCCCUGAAUGCAGAUGAUCAGACACUCCUUGAGCAGAUGAUGGACCAGGAAGAUGGGGUGCGAAACCGCCAGAAGAAUCGGUCAUGGAAGUACAACCAGAGCAUAUCCCUGCGCCGGCCUCGCCUCGCGUCCCAAUCCAAGACUCGAGACACUAAGGUAUUGAUAGAAGAUACAGACGACGAAGCUAACACUUGAAUUCUCUGAAGUCUCGAUUUACAUCCUUGGUUUCCUACUCUACAAUUCUUCCCUUGACCAACGCAACCUCCAGCACCUUUUUCCAGCUGAGAACAGGAGAAAACAGAACACGUUCCCGGGCUCUUCAGAUCGGGUCCUAUGGACUCGAGCAAGCUCACUGUGUUUCUUUUCUUUUCUUCUGGUUUAAUCUUCAUUUUCUAUUUUUAAAACAAAAACUUCAUUUUGCCAAUCAGAGGAUGUUUUAAGGAACAAAAACCUAAUAUCUUAUGGAUUGUUUACAAUCACAAAGACACAGAUGCCCAUCAGGAUGAGGAACAGGCAUUGGAAGGAGGCCUCUGAUGGACAGCAUGGACAUAACUCAGCUUCUGCCUAGCCCGGUUUUGACUGUUUGAAACCGGACACUGGUUUUUAAAUUUUCUGUCAGUUUCUGUGGAGAGUUUUUUCCCUCCCUUCCUAGCCAGCAUAGAGCCACUGGCAGCACUUGCAGGGAAAGCUUGGAGCAGCACCCUCCUCCACGAAGCUGCUUUUUAAUUUGACGUGGGUUUUCUCAUUUGGGGAGGGUUUUGGGUGGGUGGGGAAUAUGAUGUAUUCGUUACAUAUGGUCUUCUUAUUAUUUAUGAAACUUAACCAUAAGUGAAUGAUACUACUCCUAUGAAGGGAGGCAGGAGGAACUAAGGGUAGAUGGUAUUUGGGAGGGUCAAGCCCACAUACCUUUUCCAGGAAACAGUUUGUACCAGUUUGUACUUUUCCUCUUUCGUUUUAACUUUAAGCCAAAGUUUUAUUGCUAAAUUUUAAGUUGCUGCUCUAGAGUCCCAAGUGUCACUGUCAUGACCUGGCAUCCACUUGCUUCCCACUGGUAGACAUUCAGAGCAAAGGCUCUGAUACUUGUGUCUUUAGGAACAGGUGCAGGAUACACUCGCCCAUUUACCAGUCCCAAUAAUGAAGUUCUGCCAUCUGCUUCUGCAUGUAGGAGAAGAGAGUCUGAGUUCUCCUGGCUGAAUGGAAAGGCAGGCCUAAUUUCAGACUCUUCACAUCUUUAUUAAAUAAUUCCCCUUCUUGUCUCAUCUACUUUACCCAGAAUUUGAUCAAACUAAAAGUCUUUGGUGGGGGCUGUACUUUUGAGCAUGUAGAACAAAUCCUUCAUCCUUCAAAUUACAUUGACAGAGAAGACCUUGGCAGCCAUUUUUAAGGCCAGCAGUAUUAAAAAGUGAAUGUUGGAUUUUAUGACCUCCCAUGAUAGAACCCUUUUUAAUUUGGGGCCUCUAAACUUGGCCAUACUUUUAAAACUAUAUUUCUUAGAAAUUUCAGGCUAUAAAUAUACAUUUUUAUUUCUUUAUCUCAUCCCAUCUUCCUAAAUUCUCUAGAGAAACCUAAAAACAUACACUUGACUUUCUUGAAAUGGUUGGUAUCAAAUUUACUAUUCUUCAGGACUAGGGGUAUAGAUCAUUGGUAGCAGUGAUUGCUUAGCAUUCUUGAGACCUUGGGUUUUCUCUCAGCAUGGGUGGGGAGGAGAACCACUCUUUAAUAAAGUUAAUAUAAAUACUAGGAAAAGGUAAAGUCAGCUUUAGUGCCCCCACCCCUGGAUCUAGGAGAGCCAUCAGAAUCCAUUCACUUAUGCCCUUUUCACAUUAACUUGAAACAGAGAACUAAUGACUAGGAAGACGGCCAUCAACACUUGCUUUGUUUUAAAAGUUGGCUGCUGCCCUUUAACCUCCCUUUUGUCAUGAGCCCUGCCUGUGCAUCAUAACCGUCCCUCAUUAAAGUUACUGCACUACUAAAAUUCCACCUAUUAACUCAUCAACUUCCUUCUAGAAAGGGUUUCUUUCAUUUUUAUUCUGACAGAGUUCCAAUUUUUUUUCUUCUUUCAGAAAUGAGAUUUUAACACAUACAUUCAUAUCCCCGCAAGUACAUACAGUGUUGUAGGUUCUCUUGCUUUGUGUUAUGCCAAGCAUGUCCCUUGCCCCAAAACUAAAGAAGAAACAUUUAUUUUUAAAAAACAAAUUUUAAAUAAAUUGUAUACUUUAUAAUAAUCAGUGGUAACAAUUUAGAGACCCUUUGUAAAUUAAAGGUUGCAUUAUUUCUAUUUAGAAUUUUUUUUUUCCUAACCUAGGUUUUUAUACUUUAAAGCAGGUGAUCGAUCUCACUGGUCUCUGAGGUAACAUCAGCAAGUACUAAGACUCUAUAGAAAAGUCCAGUGACUUAUGAUUUCUUGUACAAUAAAGUCAGUGGUACUGUGUAUCCAGAGCCACGUGAAUUGGCAGCUUCUUUCUCUGGUAGUCAGUCUGUGUGUGACAUGCAGAAACUCACACAGUUGACUUCCACCAUUCCAACUCCUUGAUGUUUUCACGUCAGUCACGUCAGUUAACAUGUGGCCAGCUUGGUCUUUCUCCACCUGUUAGGAUCCAGGCCCUAAUCAGUAUUAUUUCUUUCAUAAAUAAUGCAGAGAUAGAGUGUAUUCAUUUUUGGCAUUUGUCCUGUUGCCUACUCAAAGUAAGGCUUACAUGCUCUCCAGCUUACCACGGCAGAUGCCCAGUACUUUCUUACACACUCCGGCUUCAUCUCCCUGGCUCUAAAGAGAUUACUUUAUCCAACGAAUUUGGGAAACCAAGCGUGCAUUUCAGUUUUUCCUUUCGAAAAGGCGAUGUGCAUUUUUCUCUCCUUGAUUCCAUCUGGCCUAAGCACUGUCGGCAGUGUGUCCUGCUAAUGUUCAGUUGCAUAAUCCUGUACCCUGAAACUCCUGAUGGAAAUCUUAGAAGUGAAUCCACACCACAGCCAUGUUACAAACUAGUCCUUAAUUUUAGUUUUGUUUGAAAAGGGUUCCAUUUUUAACAGUGCUUAAAAUACUCCCAAGAGGAAUGCAAUAGAGAAUAAAGUCUGUUUUCCAUUUUAUACAAUGUAGGAAGCAAAGGAGUACAAAGAGAGCUAUUAGCGGUUUGUUCUUAACAAAUGAAUGCCUAUAGCAGAAGCUGCCAUGGCGUGACAAUGGAUCGUUGAUAAUGUCCUCUCGUACAGAGACAAAGGCAUGAUCAGAGAUGAAGUCGUCCGAUAGUCACGUGUGUCAUGUUGGCUUUUUGUCUCCAGCACCCUAUUAUUAGAAGACUUCGUAGGUUCGGGGACACAGUGUGAAAGAAUGCCAGUAACUCAGCAAGAAUCUGGACAAACUCUUAGAGCAGGCCCGACUGCCUAGCCGCGACUCCCAGCAUUCCGAAUGAGAGCACUGCUGUUUCAGCGGACUCAGUUCACAGGUGGUGUCUUCCCAACAUGGCUCCCUAGUUUCCCAAUAGAUGGACCUAGCGCAAGGCAAGAGUGGAACUGAGCCACACAGAUGCACCUUAGCACUGAGUUGGAGAUAACAGAGAGGACUUGGGCCUUGGCAGCAGGAACAGGGCACUAGGUAAAUCACAUGACCUUUCCGUCCCUCUGUGCCUCCAUUUCCUCUCACUGCAUCAUUUAAGAAUAGUUUUUAUACCUGAAUUCGAUUUUCUGAGGAGUAACUACAGAGAUUUCUUAUUCUAAGGAAAGAAUUUAGAAAUAACACUGUCUCUGACAUUAUAGUAAACCCCUGGGAUUCUCUGAAGUGAUAAUACUAUUUCAUCGAUAUGUUGUAGGUUGUCAUUCUUUUACUAGUCUAAUAAAAUUUGCCUCCCUCUUAAUAGAUACAUCUUACUAUAAACAGUGUACUCUGGUGUCUAAAAUUAAGGUAACUUAGACUAAAAGUUGAUCAUGUAGAAUCUUGAUCUCCCUCGACUACAGAAACCGUACUUUACUCUAAUAAACCAGUGUCAUUAUUGACCAGGUGAAAAUCGAAAUUUAGAUUGAAUUUUGAAAACGGUGAUCUGUUUUCUACUUGGUCUAUUGGUUUUUGCUGGUCAUUCGCUUCAACAUGGAUUUCUGCGGUUCUGCUAUCAGUCACGAUAUUAAAUCCUAAAGCUCCCAACCUGCCUAUUUCAAGUUUAUACAGAACAUGUGGUUGUGUGGGACAGAGCUGGUUCUGUUGUAGCAUCCAUUUGUGGCAUGGCGUGUGACAAAUCAGCCUUGUAGCCCGCAUUAACCACACUCUAGUCAAUGAAUAGUAGCAAAAAGCAAAAGCAUCUCCUUAGAUUUGAGAGAGCUGAAGUCAGACAGUACAAACAUUUUCCUGAUGGAGAAGAGGUACUGAUGGGUGUGACCCCUGAUGCCUUUUUCACACACUUUCAAAGCCGAUACUGAGCUGCCCCCGGAAGCAACUUUCAGAAUGUAUUUUCUUAUGGUGGAUGAGGAGGUGAGGGGGACAAGAUGAGUUUUCCUUGAAGUGGGGAGAAUCCUAUCAGUUUACAACUGAAUGUGUUUCCUUGUAGCAGGCCUUUGGUUUAUUUUAUUAAACCAAUGCCAGCUUCAGUUUUGUUUUGUUUUGUUUUGUUUUUGUAUGGUGCCAUCCACCUAGGAGGACAAUCAAAUAACCUAUUGUUUGCUUUGGAUUUGGUGUCUAUUGAUUCUCAUCUUGUAUACCUCUGAACUUAAUUUCUACUUGGCGCCUAUCCAUGUGAGUCACCACGAGUCAGAGGGCAGCUAGCAGCACUGCUGGACAGCUGUAGACCUGUGAGAAAGGGCAGGGUCCUGCCUCCCUGUUUCAAACACUAUUCCUGAAGUUCUUGCCUACACUUCUCCCAACAUCCUUAGCAAGACUAGUGUGCUCUGGACAGGGAGAAGGAGUUUUUAUGACAUUGUUAUUGUUUGAACUGUUAAGGUAAAAUUGUAAACCACUCCUGUUUCAUCUGCAAAAAGAACAAAACCCUUGAAGCUUUAUUCCAUUGUGAAGACUGGGUUAGCACAGGAGCUUGUACCAGUGAAGAGUAGGAUGGAAUAGGGUGAAACUUGUUAUUUUUUCUUUCAAGUCCUCUCUCUACUGUGUUACACACACACACACACACACACACCUCCACCCCGCCACACCGUGUUGGUCAGAUGAUGCUGUCCUGUGACUUCCUGAGCUAUAGUUGUCAAGAGUAACUAUGGAUUGUGAUUAGUCCUCUGUGGGUGACUCUUGCCCCGUUUGCUCCCUUGCUUUCUUCCCUACUCUCCACUCCGGUGACGUCAAGGAAUCAAUGCUUGCUUGGACUCACGUCGUAUCUGUAACUAUGCUAUUAGCUGUCUCCUUUUUCCUUCUUCUAUGGGUAGAAUUCUUAUGACCUGUGGAGUUCCCUUCUGGAUAAGUAGGUUAAAUGCACAAUGUGGUACUGUUCUAUAGUUUCUAGAUGGUUAAUGUGCUUAUGUGUUUUUAAAAGAAAAUAAGUGAUUGGUUUCAAAACACUGGCCUUUUUCAUUAUUAUAAGCUCUG